UUCGGAUCAGACUCAUCAGAGAAAUGCUUUUAAUUUCGUUCAUGAUCAUUUCACUGAAAGAAGUACCCGAGUUUAGUGGUCUUUGACCCUCUUAUGUAAUAUGGAAAACGCUCUUUAGAUGCCUACCUGAAUUCGUAUCUUAAGUUUUGAUCAGGUCUGUGAUGAAUGCAAGAGACAAUCUGCACCGUCGAAAACAUGUAGAAUUAUCAUCUCAACAGAGACGUUUACGUCAUGUGACUAGCAUAUCGGCAAGAAAUGUAACACCUAGAAAGGGUUUUUCAAACCUCAAUCAGUUAGGAACAUAUUUUACAUUACAUCUUAAUCAUAAAGCAUUUUACACAAGUGAAAUAAAAGCAUCCUUUAACCCAACAUGGCAAAGUUUUGAUAUAAGUCAGCUAUCAGAGGAUUUGAAUACAUCAAGUAAUUCUUUUAUUGUUAGAGUAUGGGGUGGAGAAAAUGGAAACUUUCAGCUGUUAAUAGAAUGGAGUGUUGAUUUGAAUGGUUUGACAUAUCUAGACGAUAUAAUCCGCCAAGAUGGAGAUAGUUAUGAACCAAAUUCGUUAAUUUUUGGCCUCCAAGAUGGAUACUAUGUUGCACCCAAAGAGGGUGGAGAAAGUGAUGGCAAGGGAAAUCUUUCAAAUAGUUUGCUGAAAGUUGACCAAGAACUGGUCAAAUCUCCCUUUAAUCUUUCUUCACUUCACAGAUUGCAUACGUUAGUUCGUGCUAUUCGUCAAACUCAAAUACAAAUAAGAUUAAAGAAAAUGACUGUGCAAGAAAAUCUACGUGCUACGAGACAACAGCUACUUCAUACGUGUGAACGUGACAGGCUAAAGUUGAGUGUGAAUAUGCUGCGAGAGGAGCUUCGUGAAAACAAGAAGAUGUUGUUGAUUGAACAAACAAAGGAAAAUGAUCUUACUGAUCAUGUCAGAUGCAGAGAGGAUAAACUAGGGAAACGAAUGGAUGGUUUUGAGUCGGUGAGAAAGAGCUUCGCACAGGCGAGGAAGACUUAUUUUGCCAAAAGAGAGAACUUGGUGAAAACAAAUGCGCAGUUACUCAUGCGCCGUAAACAACUAUGUCACGAGCUCACUUACAUUUAUCCCAUUGAAUUGUCACAAAAUAAAGAAACUGUUGUGUGCGGUCUACCUCUGCCGAAUACUCAAUCCCCGGCAUUUAAUGCUGCGAACGAGGAAUCGUUAAGUAGUGCGUUUGGUUAUGUUUGUCACAUGGUGUCCAUGAUUGGACGAUAUUUUUCAAUACCGUUGCGAUAUCCUGCCAAAAAUAAGGGAUCUCGAUCGACCGUCACUGAUUUUGUAAACGAUAGGAUACAGCAAAAAGACAGAGAGUUCCCGUUGUAUGUGAAAGGCAAAGAAAAAAUUCAAUUUGAAUUUGGAGUUUUCUUGUUGAACAAGAAUAUUGCACAGAUUCGGCUGUGUCUUGGGCUAACUACGUCCGAUCUAAGGCUGACUUUACCAAAUGUAAAAAGUCUGUUUGAUACGAAAUUCGGUGGAAGUUCCCCCUACCAUUCCCGGCCAAUAAGUGUGAUCACACCCCCCGUAUCACCACCACCAGAACAAGAGGUUAGGCAGGACCAAAAAGGUACACCUGAGAGUAACACAGAACAAUUGGAUCCUCAACAAGAAGAAAGUGUGUCUAGCGAUGACUAUAUUGUGCCCCAGAGCGAUGUCAAUGGAACGGCCUUGAAAACGUUGUUACCAAUUAAACCACAAACAAAUCAACAUAAAUUUCUUGCUGCAGGACAUAAAAAGUCUCUCUCUUCAGGCAGUUCAUUUGCACAGAAAAGAGAAACACCGAACAAUGAAAACCCUAGUGCCUGUAAUGAAAAUUUGGGAGAUUUUCCAGAGUGCGAGUUGCAAGACACGACAAGCACGCCUAAAGAAACUGUGGUUGAUACCACACAUCUUCCCGAUGUAAAAGUAGAACACGAAAGUCAAAUAGAUCGGAAUAUUGAAAAUUUAUUUAAUGUUUAAGACAAUGAAUCACAUUACAGCCUGCUGUAACUCGCUUUGCUUACGGCUGUUAUGCUACUUUCGACGAAAAUGUUUUAGGAAAUAGGCUGGCGCCGCGUUUUUUUCUUCUUACUAUUUGUCUUUACUUAAAUUCCAUUUUGUACAUCAAAACCCUCGUUCAAAGACCAUAUUUUUUAGAACAUUUUGUGACAUACCACAUAAUACUGACACGUAAUUGUACAACUACUGUAAGUUCAUUUAUUAUGAAUUGGGUGAUUACUACUGUAAAUUAAUUUAAUUUGAAUUGGAUGAUUAUUAUUAGUUUGAAUAGCAUUUCCAAAGUAACUGUGGACUUGUCUACUAACACAGUUGCGUCUCAGUAUUUCACAUCAAUUGAGUUAGGGUGAUGUUCUUCCUUUCGACAAACUCCCGCAUAAGAUAUAAAGUGAUAAAGUUUUCGGUUAAAAGUAUGAAAUUUAAUCAUUUAGGGCGAUGAUACCUAUCAUAGGCAUCCCACGAAUACGAUUUGUAUUUUUUAGCUAUAUUCCACGUUCGCAUUGCUAUGACGUAAUGCAUAAUCAAUUGUUUGAAUUGUAUUCCUGGGAUGGCUAUGACGAUACUAAUGCUUUUCAAUAAAAUUACUCAACUCCAGUUGUUUGGCAAGUUAAGUUUCAUGUAUACAUCAUCAGCCAUUUUCACUCUAACUACUUGAAUGCAAUAAUAUUCUUGUAUGUUUGCAUGGUGGCAUCAAUAAGUAAAUUAGCUUGUAGAUACUCUAAGUAACUAUUGAAUACUGCAAAUAAACUACGA
Dendronephthya gigantea is the source of this 2777-nucleotide messenger RNA. Its product is annotated as UV radiation resistance associated protein-like. Gene Ontology annotation, biological process: SNARE complex assembly. The record is from RefSeq and is a predicted model, not a curated record. Lineage: Eukaryota; Metazoa; Cnidaria; Anthozoa; Malacalcyonacea; Nephtheidae. The transcript has 18 exons. Gene Ontology annotation, molecular function: SNARE binding. Gene Ontology annotation, cellular component: phosphatidylinositol 3-kinase complex, class III, type II; lytic vacuole; endosome. Bases 162 to 1988 code for a protein of 608 amino acids.